UGCACCCGUAAUCAUGAUUAAAACGAAAGAUAUAUUUGUGUUUACGAGUGAGUGAGAAUUUGUGAAGACAAAAAUCUUUGUUUCGAGGCAUACACUUUAUCUAUCAACUGCUUUUUGAUGGAAGAGAAGAAGAAAGAAGAGUUGGAAUGGAGAAGAAAGACAUGGAAACUAGUUUCAAAGGUUCGAUUGGAAUCACCACUGAUUCAAUGCAUAACUAAUUUUGUAUCAAUGGAUUUAAUGGCGAAUACUCUCUUAUCAGCUGGUGCAUCACCUGCAAUGGUUCAUUCACUCGAAGAGAUUCAUGAAUUCACUCCACGUGUCAGUGCUCUCUGUCUUAAUGUUGGAACACUCUCAUCUUCUUCUCUUCCUGCUAUGAUAGCUGCUGCUAAGCUAUGCUCUCAGUUGGAUAUCCCUUGGGUUCUUGAUCCUGUUGCUGUCUCUGCUUCUUCUUUCCGUUUCGAUGCUUGCGUUCAACUUGUUCAAUUCAAACCAACUGUUAUUCGAGGAAAUGCCUCUGAAAUUAUCUCCCUUUCUUCUUGCUCACUUCAAUCCUCCGCUGCCUCAAUGGGUGUGGACAGUACUCACGGUUCAAUGGAUGCAGUUGAAGCAGCAAAGUUGUUGGCUCAAACAAGUGGUGCCAUAGUUGCAGUGUCAGGGGCCACUGACAUUGUCACAGAUGGAAAUCAAGUUGUUGGUGCUCACAAUGGUGUGCCAUUGAUGCAAAAAAUAACAGCAACGGGGUGUGCAGUCACUGCACUUAUUGCUGCCUUUGUUGCAGUUGACAAAAGCCAUGCUUUAGAUGCGGCAGUAUCAGCAUUAGCUGUAUUCGGUGUUGCCGGUGAGUUGGGAAUGAAGAUGGCGAAAGGUCCUGCAUCGUUGCGGAUGCACUUGAUAGAUUCACUCUACGGUCUUGAUGAAGCUACCUUGCAAUCUCAUGUUAAUAUCACUAGCUUGUGUUGAAAUCUGAAGAUCCGCAUGUAGCUCUUGCAAAUCGGUAAUAUCAUUACAUUUUUAUCUAUCAUAGCUCAUAGUUGUUAUUGUUAUCCAAUCCAUCAGUUGAAGAUGGAUCAUUAGCGACAGUGGAGAUCCUCAAUAAUCACUUGCUAGUAAUAACAGGAUGUUCUGCUUUAAUAUAUCUCACGGUUUCACUAGCAUUGCCUUGGCUAGAAAGAAUGGUCUAGUUUUUUUUGUCCUCCUAACUUAUUUUGGUCAACGUUAACCGUAUUUUGAAAGUUAAUUCCUUAUAAUGUCUAUGAUGCAUAGGAAUUGAUUUGUUGAAAGUUGUUCCCGAACUGUUGAGAUUGAGACAUUGCUUAUCGUGUGGAAGAUCUGUCGAGUUAAGUAUAUAUGAGGGAAUGAAUAACAUUUUCUUACAUUUCAUGCUUCUGAUGCAUUCUGCAGUAAACUUUUUAUUUGUUCA
Medicago truncatula (barrel medic) is the source of this 1420-nucleotide messenger RNA. RefSeq names its product hydroxyethylthiazole kinase. The record is from RefSeq and is a predicted model, not a curated record. NCBI's taxonomy places the organism in Eukaryota, Viridiplantae, Streptophyta, Magnoliopsida, Fabales, Fabaceae. Gene Ontology annotation, biological process: thiamine biosynthetic process. Gene Ontology annotation, molecular function: magnesium ion binding; hydroxyethylthiazole kinase activity; ATP binding. The coding region runs from base 118 to 960 and encodes 280 amino acids. The transcript has 2 exons.